Messenger RNA from Diospyros lotus (date-plum), 2764 nucleotides. RefSeq names its product G-type lectin S-receptor-like serine/threonine-protein kinase SD2-2. Gene Ontology annotation, biological process: protein phosphorylation; recognition of pollen. Bases 92 to 2635 code for a protein of 847 amino acids. The transcript has 2 exons. NCBI's taxonomy places the organism in Eukaryota, Viridiplantae, Streptophyta, Magnoliopsida, Ericales, Ebenaceae. Gene Ontology annotation, molecular function: ATP binding; protein serine/threonine kinase activity. The record is from RefSeq and is a predicted model, not a curated record.
UCAGAAUCCCUGUUUCGCGCUCUCUCUCUCUCUCUCUCCAAAUUCCUGCUAUGUAUAUGAUUGAACUCAGAUUCUCUGGAGUUUGAUCCAAAUGUCGCUGUACAUUAUAUGGUUCAUUCCCCUUCUCCUUCUCGCCGCGACCGGCAAACUCAUUUCGAGCUUGAAUUCUGCUUCGGAAAUGGCGGAACCUGGGAUUGAUACAGACUCAGAGGUCAGUUCCUGGCCGACAACGAGAAAAUUGGAGUCGUAUUCUGGGGGAAAAGUGAUAAUAAGCGGAAACGCCACGAUUCUGAGUGAAAACGGGACGUUUCGGCUUGGCUUUUUCAACGCGAAUGGCGAAGCCAGAUGGUAUUUGGGGAUUUGGUACGCUUCCAUACUCCCGCCGACCUACGUUUGGGUGGCGAACCGUGAGGCGCCGCUGAAGAAUCUGUCGGCGGCAGAGGCGCUGAUCACGGAAGACGGGAAAUUGGGGGUCAGGGAUUCGGGAGGGGAAAUCGUUUGGACGACGGAGAACGGCGAGGCGGCGGCGGAGGCGAGGUUGUUGAAGGCGGGAGACUUGGUGUUGCUCGGCGGCCGCGGCGGGGUUGUGUGGCGGAGUUUCGACCACCCGACGGACACGUGGCUUCCUGGAAUGAACCUUUCCGUCCACCAGAAGUUUACUUGCUGGAAGAACUCCGGCGAUCCUGCGCCGGGAAAUUACUCACUCCGGUUGAAGCCGCCGGAGUAUGGGGAAAUCGAGCUCGUGUUUAAUGACACCAAUUCGUAUUGGUCUACCGGGAAGUGGAUCGGCAAUUCCUUCUCCGGCGUGCCUGAGAUGACAAUACGCUAUAUUUACAAAUUUUACUUCACCAAUCCAUUCACGCCCAUGGCGUCAUUUGGGUACAUUGAGGUGGCGCCAGAUAAUGGCAUGCGACCACCACUGACACGAUUCCAGCUGGAUUUCUCCGGCCAUCUCUGGCAGUACUCAUGGUCACAGCAGAUAGAGAAUUGGAACAUUUUCUGGUCACAGCCGGAGAAUCUCUGUAGAGUCUAUGGUCUGUGUGGGAAUUUAGGCUUUUGCAAUACAAGAAUGUUGAGCCCUUGCAAGUGCUUGCCUAAUUUCCGUCCAGUUGAUCACAUUGGAUGGGAUGGUGGAGACUUUUCUGGUGGUUGCCAUCAUGACAGCCAUGCUGUCUGUGAAAGCAGCGAUGGGUUUGAAGAGGUUGGGGCAGUGAGCUUUGAUGGGGGAGUAAUGGAGUCAUUCUCGGGAAGAAGCAGGGGUUUCUGCGAAAAAACUUGCUUGAGUAAUUGUUCAUGUGUUGGUAUAUACCAUAAUGUGAAGACUAAUACGUGCAAGAACUUGUAUGGGUCACUCUUGAAUCUUCAAAAUUCAACUCCUGGUAGCACCAUCGAUGAUAUAUUGUAUGUAAGGGUACCAAGAGAUGGUACAGCACCAAAGACAAGAAAGAAAACUCUAAUUUUUAUAGGAAUAUGUUGUUCCUUUUUAGCAAUUAUAACAUUCAUUUUCAUAGCAUUGUUGUUACUGAGGAGUAAGAUUAAGAGAAAGAAACAGGAAGAGGAUGAAGUUUUCUCAGUGACAAAUAUAAGGGUAUUCUCGUAUAAGGAACUAAAUGCUGCUACUUGGGGGUUCUCAGAGAAAAUUGGGCAUGGAGGAUUCGGGGCAGUGUUUCGGGGUGAAUUAUCAGACUCUUCACUUGUGGCAGUGAAGAGACUUGAACGGCCAGGUGGUGCUGAGAGGGAGUUUAGAGCAGAGGUGUGCACAAUUGGGAACAUUCAGCACGUUAAUCUUGUGAGAUUGAGGGGGUUUUGUUUGGAAAAUCCUCAUAGGCUUUUGGUCUAUGAUUACAUGCAAAAUGGUCCAUUGAGUGGGUACCUGAAGCAAGAUGGUCAAAAUCUGAGUUGGGAUAUUAGACUCCGGGUAGCAAUUGGGACAGCAAGAGGCAUUACUUAUCUACAUGAGGAGUGUAGAGACUGUAUCAUUCAUUGUGACAUUAAACCUGAAAACAUUCUAUUAGAUGAAGAUUUCUUGCCAAAGGUGUCAGAUUUUGGAUUGGCCAAGCUCAUUGGUAGAGAUUCUAGCCGGGUUUUGGCCACAAUGAGAGGAACGUGGGGUUAUGUUGCACCAGAGUGGAUCUCUGGUGUGGCGAUUACGGCCAAGGCUGACGUAUAUAGUUAUGGAAUGACAUUGUUGGAACUAUUAGGUGGACGGCGCAAUGUGGUGGGGCCACCAUCGACUGGAGGUGGUGGAACAGGGGAGAAGUGGUUUUUCCCACCAUGGGCUGCUCAACAGAUAAUUGAAGGGAAUGUUGCGGCAGUGGUGGAUGAGAGGCUUGCUGGUGCAUAUGAUGCUGCAGAGGCAGCGCGUCUGGGGCUGGUGGCAGUUUGGUGUAUACAAGAUGAGGAGGCAAUGAGGCCUACAAUGGGAAUGGUGGUAAAGAUGUUGGAAGGGGUAGUUGAAGUCGCUAUCCCAUCUCCUCCAAAGCUGCUUCAAGCAUUGGUUUCCGGUGAGUCAUUUCAUGGUGUUGGGACUGAUUCUGGUGAUAGGGAGGUAACUAGCACUGGCUGCUCCAACGAUGGUCUCCAAGUCUCUGGAAAUUCUGCAGAUUCUCCUAAUUAUCUCUCCACCACGGCCUGAGUUUCAGUGUGUGUUUGUCUGUAAAUGUACUUAUUUAACUCACAAGGUUGAUGAGGUAAGACUAAAGCACAUCGCAUGCAACUUUGAGCAUUCUCUCAAUUCCAUAAAUUUGAGUCUUCCUUUUUGCUA